GAAAAAUCUUGCGAGAAUCCCUCGCCGAACCAAAGCUGAGAUUUUUGGCCUUUCUUAGGUUCCGUAGUUUCGAGUCACAGUUCCGGAACUUGUGUUAACGGGUAGUGGUUGGGGAACCCUCCGUGGUAGUGCAAGCGGAACCAAAGCCCGGAGGUCUCAGCCUGGGAAGGAUGGCCGUGUUCCGGUCGGGCCUCCUGGUGCUGACAACGCCGCUGACUUCCCUGGCCUCUCGCCUGGCUCCCAUCCUGUCCUCGGCAGCCCGGCUGGUGAAUCACACGCUCUAUGUACACCUGCAGCCGGGCAUGAGCCUGGGCGGCCCGGCUCAACCCCAGUCCAGCCCCGUGCAGGCCACGUUUGAAGUUCUCGAUUUCAUCACGCACCUCUACGCAGGCGCCGAUGUCCACAGGCACCUGGACGUCAGAAUUCUGCUGACAAAUAUCCGAACCAAGAGCUGUCUCCCUCCCCUACCCACCUCAGUCCAGAAUCUGGCCCACCCGCCGGAAGUGGUCCUGACUGACUUCCAGACCCUGGACGGAAGCCAGUACAACCCGGCCAAGCAACAGCUCGAGCGUUACGCCACCAGCUGUUACAGCUGUUGCCCGCAACUGUCUUCAGUGCUGCUGUACCCAGAUUACGGGCCUGCAGUGCCCCCCGCGGGGUCCCUGGGCGUCCACUUACCCUCCACCAUCAGGCCAACCUCCCCUGUGGCCAGGUCUGCAAAGCAGCCAGUGCGUGGCCACCAGCGGGGGGCUGUGGGCGGCACCUUUGACCGCCUCCACAAUGCCCACAAGGUGUUGCUCAGUGUCGCGUGCAUCCUGGCUCAGGAGCAGCUUGUGGUGGGAGUGGCAGACAAAGACCUGCUGAAGAGCAAGUUGCUCCCUGAGCUGCUCCAGCCCUACACAGAACGCGUGGAACAUCUGAGUGAGUUCCUGGUGGACAUCAAGCCCUCCUUGACAUUUGAUAUCAUCCCCCUGCUCGACCCCUAUGGGCCCGCUGGCUCUGACCCCUCUCUGGAGUUCCUGGUGGUCAGCGAGGAGACCUAUCGUGGGGGGAUGGCCGUCAACCGCUUCCGCCUUGAGAAUGACCUAGAGGAGCUCACUUUGUACCAGAUCCAGCUGCUGAAGGACCUGAACCACAAGGAAAAUGAGGAGGACAAAGUCAGCUCCUCCAGCUUCCGCCAACAAAUGCUGGGAAACCUGCUCCGGCCUCCAUAUAAGAGGCCAGAGCUUCCCCCAGGUUUCUACGUGAUUGGGCUGACGGGCAUCAGCGGCUCCGGGAAGAGCUCAGUAGCUCAGCGGCUGAAGGGCCUGGGGGCGUAUAUCAUUGACAGUGACCACCUGGGUCACCGGGCCUAUGCCCCUGGUGGUCCUGCCUACCAGCCGGUGGUGGAAGCCUUUGGAACAGAUAUUCUCCAUAAAGAUGGCAUUAUCAACAGGAAGGUCCUAGGCAGCCGGGUGUUUGGGAACAAGAAGCAGCUGAAGAUACUCACGGACAUUAUGUGGCCAGUUAUCGCAAAGCUGGCCAGAGAGGAGAUGGAUCAGGCUGUGGCUGAGGGAAAGCGUGUGUGCGUGAUUGAUGCCGCCAUGCUGCUUGAAGCCGGCUGGCAGAACAUGGUGCAUGAGGUGUGGACAGUUGUCAUCCCUGAGACCGAGGCAAUACGACGCAUCAUGGAGAGGGAUGGCCUGAGUGAGGCUGCGGCUCAGAGCAGGCUGCAGAGCCAGAUGAGUGGGCAGCAGCUUGUGGAUCAGAGCCACGUGGUGCUGAGCACCAUGUGGGAGCCGCAUGUCACCCAGCGCCAGGUGGAGAAAGCCUGGGCCCUCCUGCAGAAGCGCAUCUCCGAGGCACCAUCAGGCCCAUGACUGACAGUUCUCUGUGGGGUCAAAGUGGCCCCUGGAGCUGACGAGAUCCAGCGGUGAGGAGGAAUGGAACCUUGAAGCUCACUCUAGCUUGGGCCUAGAGGGCUCUGAGCUAAGUUGGGCAGGGCAGCGCUGGGCCCGCUGGACACAGGAAGCCUACCCAGCUUGCCAGUGUGUGGCCAACACUGAGGAUGCAGCUCACGCGGUGCAGGCCCCCGGCGUUGUUCUAUCCCCGCUCUUAUCCACAGGUCUUUGGUACCCAUGCUGGGCUGGGGCCAGGGCAAACACUGGAACUUGUAACAGAAUUAAAGGUGAAUGUUGCCAUGG
Messenger RNA from Bubalus bubalis (water buffalo), 2183 nucleotides. RefSeq names its product Coenzyme A synthase (gene COASY). Bases 171 to 1859 code for a protein of 562 amino acids. Lineage: Eukaryota; Metazoa; Chordata; Mammalia; Artiodactyla; Bovidae. Gene Ontology annotation, biological process: coenzyme A biosynthetic process. The transcript has 10 exons. Gene Ontology annotation, molecular function: ATP binding; dephospho-CoA kinase activity; pantetheine-phosphate adenylyltransferase activity. The record is from RefSeq and is a predicted model, not a curated record.